GUCCUGGGUCUUGUAGUGUAGUGUAAACAAUGUCGUCCAUCGUGUUUUCAAUACCCCUUGUACUAUUAGUAAUUUCCACAUGUAAUGCAGACAGACCAUCUGUAGAGAUUUCUACUGGUACACUAAUCGGUACCGUGGAAGAAUUCAGCAGUGAAUUCGUGGACGGUACACGGACUGUACAUGCCUAUAGGGGUAUACCGUACGCUGAACCACCGGUCGGUGACCUGAGGUUUGCACCGCCUAAACCCAAGACACCAUGGCAAGGGGAGUAUGAUGCUAGUGACUUCCGUACUGCGUGCAUACAACCAGACAACCCGAUGAUACCAGUCGACAAAAUACAAGACGAAGACUGCCUGCACGUGAGUGUGUAUGUACCACAGCCAUCGAAUGAUAAAAAGUCUGUCAUGGUAUGGAUUCACGGUGGAGGUCUCACUUAUGGAUCUGGAACAAUGUUGCAUGAUGGGACUGUAUUAUCCGCGUUAAAUGACGUCAUUAUUGUCACCAUCAAUUACCGACUUGGGGUGUUUGGAUUUUUCAGCACAGGUGAUGACGUAGCUUCCGGUAACUAUGGUUUUCUUGACCAAGUAGAAGCACUUCGCUGGGUCCAGCAGAAUAUAGCAGCCUUUGGUGGGGAUCCCGAUAACGUUACCAUAUUUGGUCAGAGUGCUGGUUCUAUUAGUUGUCAUGCGCACAUGCUAUCUGAGAUGAGUAAAGGUUUGUUCAACAGAGCCAUUCUACAGAGCGGAACUGCCAUUAUUAAAGGUUUCUUCAACACUGAUCCAGUUAAAAGUAAGCGAGUAGCUGCUGGUCUUGGUCACGUGGUUGGAUGUGAAAAAGACAACACGGUGGAUUUACUCAAGUGCCUUCGUUCUCUACCAGCCGAGGAGUUUUUAGACGCAGACGAUCCAUCAAAGGGUAUUAUAGCGAACGUUACCGGGAUGGAUGACUUGAUGCUUCCCUUUUUACCCAACGUGGACGGGAUUUUCCUUAAGGAGGAUCCCAUGGUUACCGCCAAAUCUAGACCAUUCAAUGACGUGGACUUGAUGAUCGGUACGAUGGCGGACGAGGGAAUGGUGUUCAUCGUGGGGCUCUUUCCGGAAGCGGAAGAUAAGAGUGAUAUAACAAUGAACAAGACAACGUAUGAUGGGAUGUAUCCACAUAUUAUUCCCGAGGCGAAGAACGACGCUGUGCUGUCCAUGUUGGAGCUACUGUACGUCGACUGGGAUCACGCGGACGACGACGAAGCGAACUACGUGGACGCUAUUAGUCAAAUGGCCGGUGAUUGGAUGUUUGUGUGUCCAUCUGACACGGUGGCGCGGUCCCACGUUGAGGGCGUUCGCACGACGUACUUGUAUCAAAUGACGCAUGUGCCGACAAACACGUUAUGGCCAAUCGAGACAUGGAAGGCCAACCACGGAGAUGACGUCAGUCUUGUGUUUGGGAUUCCUCUGUUUUCUGAGAAGCAGUUGGCACUCGGUGGAGAUGAAACCUCAAUGUUUAAGUAUCCAAUCAGCGAGGAGGACGUAAAGAUGUCCCUGGCAGUCAUGAAAUACUGGACCAAUUUCGCCAAAACUGGGUGA
Saccoglossus kowalevskii is the source of this 1580-nucleotide messenger RNA. RefSeq names its product cocaine esterase-like. Lineage: Eukaryota; Metazoa; Hemichordata; Enteropneusta; Harrimaniidae. Gene Ontology annotation, molecular function: acetylcholinesterase activity. The record is from RefSeq and is a predicted model, not a curated record. Gene Ontology annotation, cellular component: plasma membrane. Gene Ontology annotation, biological process: acetylcholine catabolic process; choline metabolic process.